Rodentolepis nana is the source of this 561-nucleotide messenger RNA. The record is from the annotation of a GenBank genome assembly. NCBI's taxonomy places the organism in Eukaryota, Metazoa, Platyhelminthes, Cestoda, Cyclophyllidea, Hymenolepididae.
AUGGGAGAAUGCGGGGUCGAUCAUCCCUAUCCAUUUAGACGUCGAGUGCCCGUAGAUCCUAAGAUGAAUUUUUCAAUCAGCUCCUCAGAGAAUAUCCGAGCAGAAUUUCUAGCCUACUUUCAAGAGCGUAAACAUACCCUAGUGGCACCAUCAUCCGUUUAUCCCCGACAUACAGAAGGAACCUAUUUUAUUAAUGCAGGUAUGAAUCAGUUUAAGUCACUAUUCUUGCGAGACACUGAUCAGUGUCAAAAAUCGGAAGGAGAAUUUGCCAACCUCACCAGAGCCGCUAACUCACAACCCUGUAUUCGUAUUGGUGGUCGCCAUGACGAUUUAAACAAUGUUGGAUAUGAUACUUAUCAUCACACUAUGUUCGAAAUGCUUGGAAAUUGGUCGUUCGGUUCAUAUGGAAGAGAAGUCGCAUGUAGACAAAUGUGGCAUUUCCUAACUGAAGUACUUCGAAUUCCCAAAUCUGCUCUUUAUGUCACUUUCUUCAAUGGAAGCCGCGACCUUAAAUUGUCUGCUGAUGAGGAAGCUAGACAACUUUGGUUCGAUAUCGGGUAA